CGCAGACUCGGAACAGUGUUGGUAUUUCAACUGCCAGGCUUGGUCACUGUUGAAGGUAACAGUAAAAUAUAAAGGAAGUAUCGGCGUUUUUACUUUUCAUUUACAGGAACAGCGCGAUUAUUACAAUUAAUACAAAACGGUCCGUUCACACUUAAAAUACAUUUGGAUAUAACGUGUUGUUUGGCGGUCUAAAACUCUUGAGCCGGGGUGACUGAAGUGAUGCAACAUGGCAGCAGCUGCUGUCAAUAGGUGUUUUCUCUCAGCACUGAGGACACACAGUCGGUGUCCGAGCCGUGGACUUAACUCUUUGGCGGAGAGGACAGUCAGCCGGUUGUCCUCCGUUGUUAUAUGUAACCACAGGGGAGCUGAAGGAGACACAAGCCUGGACAGGAGGGCUGCUGGGUGGGACAGGAAAAGCGGUGGGAGCAGCUUCAGCAGGUCUCCUCUGCUCAGGUCAGUGUCGGUGGGUCUGGGACUCUGUGGUGUGGCGCUUCUGGACAGUCAAAAAGACGAAAAAGAAAACAACAGAAGAGUCUUAGUGCCCGGACGGUUUCUUGAACACAUCCUCCCAUCAGCCCAGUGUGCUUCUCCCUUUAAACCGGACAGCCCCCGAUAUAAAUACAACUUUAUUGCAGAUGUGGUCGAGAAGUCCACUCCAGCUGUCGUGUACAUUGAAAUUGUGGGCAGACACCCAUUUUCAGGAAGAGAAGUCCCAGUGUCCAAUGGCUCGGGUUUCAUUAUCAGCAGUGAUGGUCUCAUCGUCACCAAUGCCCAUGUUGUGGCCAACAAAAGAGGUGUCCGUGUGAAGCUCACCAACGGAGAGACUUACCAUGCCACUGUGCAGGAUGUUGAUCCAGCGGCAGACAUAGCCACCAUCAAAAUCACUGCAAACAAUCCUUUACCCACGCUCAACCUUGGUCGGUCGUCUGACGUUCGACAAGGAGAGUUUGUGGUCGCCAUGGGAAGCCCGUUCGCUUUACGGAACACAAUCACAUCAGGAAUCGUCAGCUCAGUACAGAGAGGCAGUAAGGAACUGGGCCUGUCCAACUCCAACAUGGAGUACAUACAGACGGAUGCUACCAUCGAUUUUGGAAAUUCUGGAGGUCCCUUGAUUAACUUGGAUGGUGAAGUCAUUGGUAUAAACACCAUGAAAGUCACUGCAGGGAUCUCCUUUGCUAUUCCAUCCGAUCACCUGAGAGUUUUUCUGGAUCAAGCCUCAAAAAGAAAGAAUCCCUGGUCUGGUGAGUCAAAGCGGCGGUACAUCGGUGUAAUGAUGCUGACACUAACACCGAGCAUCAUUGCUGAGUUGAAGUUAAAAGAUCCAUCCUUCCCAGACGUGACACAUGGGAUCCUGAUUCACAGAGUCAUUAUGGGCUCCCCAGCCAACAGAGCUGGCAUGCAACCAGGCGACGUCGUGGUGGAGAUAAAUGGGAUGAAGGUGAACACUUCAGAGGAGAUCUACCAGGCCAUCCGCAGCAGCGACAAAAUCACCAUGGUGGUGCAGAGGGGGAACCAGUUGCUUCGACUCCAAAUGACCCCUGAGUACACAGAGUGACAUUAAUUUCAUUCUGUAAACACUUGUUGACUUGAUAAACAGACCAUCACAUGAUUAGCUCAUGUUUGCAAGAGAAAAAAAAAACAGUGAAAGCCGAUAAUGACAGAGACCGGCAAAUGAAAAUGUGUUUGACUGUGUUCCAGACUUUGAAUAUUUUGUUGUUACUGUAAAGGAAAUCACAACUGUGAGACUGCAAAAUCAGCUUGAAGUAAAAAAAAAAAAAAAAGUUUUGUAGCCAUAUUUAUCAGAUCAAGUAUUAUCUGUCUCCUCUACAUGGCCAAUGGCUUUUAACUACACCACAAUUUCAGUGUCAUUUCUCAAAUGCAAACUGUUUGAAUCG
Molecule: messenger RNA, 1895 nt
Organism: Toxotes jaculatrix (banded archerfish)
Lineage: Eukaryota; Metazoa; Chordata; Actinopteri; Toxotidae
Product: serine protease HTRA2, mitochondrial-like
Exons: 8
Coding region: 227-1555 (442 amino acids)
Biological process (GO): programmed cell death; proteolysis; positive regulation of apoptotic process
Cellular component (GO): mitochondrion
Molecular function (GO): serine-type endopeptidase activity; protein binding
Source: RefSeq, a predicted model, not a curated record